Molecule: messenger RNA, 1455 nt
Organism: Vigna radiata var. radiata (mung bean)
Lineage: Eukaryota; Viridiplantae; Streptophyta; Magnoliopsida; Fabales; Fabaceae
Product: myb family transcription factor PHL8
Exons: 6
Coding region: 298-1323 (341 amino acids)
Molecular function (GO): DNA binding; DNA-binding transcription factor activity
Source: RefSeq, a predicted model, not a curated record
UUUUGUUUUUGCUGAAUCAGAGAUUCUCUCCACCCCUUUCAAGUCAAAGAAGGAAGGGUAGAGAGGAAAAUUAAAAAAAAAAAAGGAAAAGUGGGUAUGAAAUGAGAUGAGAUGAGAGAGGAAGAGCCUCAGCUUAUGGCAUAUAUUCCGCCAACAUAUCCCCAUUUAUGCUUCCUUAUAUGGUAGUGAGAUCAUACAGCAUCUCAACUACUACCAAUUUAUAAGGAGAACUACAGUCUAUAGCUCAAAGCAUCUAAAGUAUAUUUAUGUUUCAGUAACACUACCACAAAAAGCAAAAUGGAUCUGCAAAAUGUGCAAAAUCAAAACAUGCGUUUGGUUCUGUCUACUGAUGCAAAGCCUAGGCUGAAAUGGACUCCUGAGCUUCACCAACGCUUCACAGAGGCUAUUAAUCAACUUGGAGGUGCAGAAAAGGCAACUCCUAAGAGCCUUAUGAGAGUGAUGGGAAUUCCAGGACUAACAUUGUACCAUCUCAAGAGCCAUUUACAGAAAUAUAGGCUUGGGAAAAACUCACCGCUAGAAACCUCUACUGACAACAAGCAACAAGGUUUCAGUGAAAUCCAGAGUAGUGAUGUUCGUUGCAGCAGGGAAAUCAGUAUUAGAACCCAGAAUCAGAUGAAUGAAAGCUUGAAGAUUGCUGAGGCUCUCCAAAUGCAGAUGGAAGUACAGAGGAAACUUUAUGAACAAAUUGAGGUCCAAAGACAUUUGCAGCUUCGAAUUGAGGCUCAAGGGAAGUACUUACAAUCAGUUCUAUCAAAGGCACAUGAAACACUUGCAACAUACGAUUCUUCCACAACGGGCAUAGAAGUUGCAAAAUCUGAACUUUCUCAGUUAGUGUCAAUAAUCAACAAUGCGUGUCCGACCUCUCCCAUUUCAGAACUUACAGAAACAAGAGGGCUGAGUCUGAACUGUGGAGAGAUGAAACAAGAAAGAGGAACCAUGUGUUCACUUGAAAGUUCUUUAACAUCAUCUGAAAGCUCUGGGAGAACAGAAGUAAGACAACCACUAGAUGAGGCAGAGAAGCCUCAAAAGACUAAUGAUAUUUCAGUUGAAUUGCCAUUGAUGGAGAUUCACCCAGAAGGUACAGCAUUCAAGGGAUAUACAAGUGAAGGGAGAAAGAGAAGUGCAGCAACCGAUUCCUAUGGUUGCUGUGUUGAUCAACCUUGUGAGAAAAAAUGUGGCAACAAGUUGAGGAAAUGUGAACUGUCAGAUAUGCUUGAGUUGAACAGCCAAUAUCAGAGAGACAUUGACUCAAGUGUGAAAGAAAUAGAUUUAAAUUGCAGUUCAAGCUUUUGGGGACAAUAAAGAUGUUUCCAGUUGUAUUAAACAUAAGCAACAUAAAUCAUUCUCAGAAGAAAAUAUGUUUAUAGACUAUGUAUAUUUUUAUAAUGAAAAAAAAGAAAAAGGUAUAAUACUAUGUACCCACUAUUCUCUUAA